This is a messenger RNA of Paramecium tetraurelia, 477 nucleotides long. RefSeq lists its product as uncharacterized. Gene Ontology annotation, cellular component: membrane. NCBI's taxonomy places the organism in Eukaryota, Ciliophora, Oligohymenophorea, Peniculida, Parameciidae. The record is from RefSeq and is a predicted model, not a curated record. The transcript has 3 exons. Gene Ontology annotation, biological process: vesicle-mediated transport.
AUGUUGUAGAUAUUUGAUAUUAGUGGACCAACCAAACCAAAAAAUGAUAAUGAAAGUCUCUUUCCUUCGCUCUCAUAUAAGGAAAGAUUAAUGGGAUUUGCAUUCUGUUCUGUUUUAGGAUACUUUAUCUAAAUAUUAAGUUUUGGAUCUUUUAUAGGAAUUUUGGGUGGAAGUCCAAAUAAAUUUGCACUUACUUAUAGUUUAGGAAAUAUUUUAGCAUUGUUUGGAACAGCCUUUCUUAUAGGAUUCAAGAAAUAAUUUGAAAAUAUGAUAGACAAAGAAAGAAAGCUAACAUCUAUUAUCUUUGCUUCUUCUUUAGUAAUGAUCUUUCUUUCAGUUUAUUUGUUUAAAUCAAAACUUCUGGUUUUGAUCUUUUUAGUGGCUGAAUUCUGUUCAUAUACAUGGUAUGUGGCCAGUUACAUUCCAUUUGCAAGAGACUGCAUCAAAGGAUGUUUAAGAAACAUAAUAAAAGCAUGA